GAUGGCGCAGGGGUUUCUCGUGCACUGCCGCGUUAACGCAGCGGAGCUGUACUGGGCAGCAUGUGGAACGAGCACCUGGCCGCUCCGUAUGCAGGCCACGUCGAGAUGCUUCAGAGUCUCCGACGCCAUCACGGGCAGCACUCAUCAGAUUACCUCCGCCUCCGGCCACCGUUACAGAUCGCCCCUUCGUCCUUCUGUCUCCCCUCGCUCGCUCUUCGAUAGCGUGCGAGUGAAUUCCACUCCAAAGUGCAUGAACGUGGCGGUUGCUCGCUCCCGCUAGAGGACCUGGUGUUUCUGUCCGCGUCAUCCUUGUGGGGAGGCACCGUGCGAAGAAAACCUCGGGCUCUGUGCCCCAAGCAAAGGCGUCUGGUGGAUAGCCGAACAGAGUGGGAUGCUUCAAGAAUUGUCGGAGUGCGCAUGAAUUUCGAGCGCUUCGGUGAUUUUCGGCGGUUUCCUAGAUCGAUAAAUCUGCAAUUGUAAAGAACCCGAUCUGGCUUGCCAAUGUAAUGCAUUUAUGCAAGAAUCUAGGAAUCGUUUCUCUUCACUUUUAAAAUCUUAGAUCCAGUUAUGUCCUUUACCAAUGUAAUUUUUUUUUUCCAUUUUUAACUUUGAUGCUUCUCCCAAAAAUAUUUAUUUGUAAUUACCUAGUACUAAGCACUGGAGCACGAACAGGACAUGGAAGUUGUUUUAAAUACCUCACAGCAGCCAUUUGGGUUUUGUGGGCAGCACUUACAGAUUAACAAGAUGUUGGGUUUGAUAUGGAACUGGGGUAAGAAAGUUGUAAUAACUGGUGCAGUUGUAUCAGCUGCACCGUUUGUAAUUCCUCCACUCUUUCUCAUCUCCAGUUUGGGGUUCAUGGUUUCUGUCCCUUUUGGUUUUGCAUUCAUGGGAUAUGCAUGUACUGCAAAGGUCUUGAAAGUGUUGUCGAUCAAAAGACACUUGUUCUUGGCUGGGGAGGACGAUGGUCACUUGAAGAGUAUGAUCCAAAGGUUUGAAGGUGGCAAUGAUAAAAAGGGGCAAUUGGAAGGCCUGCCAGAAGAAACAGAGAGGGAGACAAAAAAAAAAGAUAGUUCAGAGGAAGAUCCUGAAUCUUUAGAUGAUAAGCUUUGUCAGUCAGUCAAAUGGAAAGCCAAAAUUAUUGAAGAAGAGGCACAGCAAGUGGCAGAUGAUAGGGUAGUUGAGAAAGGAAAGAGCAAAGCAUUUGGUGAGAGGGGUACCAAACAAUCAGAAACAGAUGAAGACUGGAAAGAAGAGGAGAUGGAAAUGGAAACCAAAAGAGAAGACAGAAUAAAGAAGGAAGACGUUGAACCUGUAGAUGAAAAAAUAUUUCAGUCAACAAAAUGGGGUGAUGGAGCUAAAAAAGAGACCAAUCAAGUGGCAGAUGAGAGAGUAAUUGAGGAAGGAAGGGGAGAAUUAUUUGAAGUUCCCAAAGAAUCAAAGGCAGUUGAAGGAAGGAAAGAAGAGGACAAGGAGCCAACCAAGACUGGAGAGAAAAAUUUUAACCAUGAAGUGGAUGUGCAUGUAUCAGAGGAGACCCUGCCUGGCGGGCAUCCAUCGACUCAAAGGAGUGAACCUGCUUCUUCACCUGGAACAGAAGGGUAUUUUGCUCCACCUACUUUAUCAUUCGAAGAUUUGACAGAUGCAACCAAGGCUGCAGCAUCAUCAGAGUAUUCUUCCCUCGUGGUGGAGGCUCCUUUGGAGUCAAAUGGAUUGAGCACAAAAUGUGUGGAUGAGCAGGGCGUGUUUGAUGAAGGGAAAAUAUGGGAGGAGAUCGAGUCCUUGCGAAUGAUCAUUGGGUGCAAAACAGCCUUGCGGACAUCCUUUCUGGUGGAGCUGAAGGCACUUUACAUUUUCACUGGCAUCGAGCCACCGUCUGCCUUCUCCCCUGAUCUUGGGGAUGUGAAUCAUAAGCUUCGUUACCUCAAGUCUGUAGUGGGAAUCAAGAAGCCAUGAACCACCUUAAACAGUUUGAAAGUAUGUUGUAAAUUUCUGUGUUGACCAUCUUUGGUUCCACAGUUGAACAUAUGUGAAUCAGUUACUUGCUAACAUGGUUGAUAGUGAAUUGUGCAAAAUGUGGCAAGUUCACGGUGAGUUUAGAACACUCUCUCUCUUAAACAUACGUAUGUACAUUUUAUCUCUCUAUAUACUAUUUUGAAAGGCGUUCCCAUUUCUUUUUCUA
Molecule: messenger RNA, 2179 nt
Organism: Nymphaea colorata (pocket water lily)
Lineage: Eukaryota; Viridiplantae; Streptophyta; Magnoliopsida; Nymphaeales; Nymphaeaceae
Exons: 4
Coding region: 676-1953 (425 amino acids)
Source: RefSeq, a predicted model, not a curated record